Molecule: messenger RNA, 1521 nt
Organism: Trichoderma citrinoviride
Lineage: Eukaryota; Fungi; Ascomycota; Sordariomycetes; Hypocreales; Hypocreaceae
Exons: 3
Coding region: 1-1521 (506 amino acids)
Biological process (GO): regulation of DNA-templated transcription
Molecular function (GO): DNA-binding transcription factor activity, RNA polymerase II-specific; zinc ion binding
Source: RefSeq, a predicted model, not a curated record
AUGGCUCGAGAUCGCGCCUGCGAUGCCUGUGCAGCUCGAAAGGUGAAGUGUGAUCGAGGCCUGCCGUGUAAACGAUGCAAGAGCCUCUCGAUCCAAUGCGUGGCUGAACGAAGGCGGCUCAAGGCCGGGCCAAAGGGGCCAUGGGCGCAGAGGAAGCGCGAGGCCCUGUUGAAUAAUAAGUCGGCAAUGGAGGCGGCCAUGAUCAAUAGAAAGUCGCCAAUCCCCGUAUCUGACGGCGAUGCGACUUAUCCGCAGCGGUCGCCACAACAAUCUCAUGCCUAUCCUGGCAUGAAUCGCAUUCCGUCGUCGGCGUUUGAGCAUUAUCUCGGUCUCUAUCAGCAAGCUCUGUAUCCCGUGUGGCCGGUGGUGAAGAUAGAGACCCUGCUCGAUCGGCUGCGGGACUCCACUGACAUCGAGGCAUAUGCACUUGCUGCAGCUGUCAGUGCAGUCACUAUUGCACAACUCAAGCCCAUGUCUCACGAGGCUUUGGGUCGUUUCGGGGGCGAUGAUGGCGCCUUUAUGGCUGCUGAGUCCUCGCGAGCAAGGCAUGAGAUGGACUAUCUAGAGCACCCUUCCACCAGUGUCUUGCUAUCUUCAUUCUUCUUACACGUCUCGUAUGCAAACCGUGGCCAUAUUCGAAAGGGGGCCAUGUUGCUACGUGAAGCCAUCACGUUUGCCCAGAUGCUGGGCCUCGAUAAGGCGAUGCAUUAUGCGAGUCUCUCUAAACUGGAGGCUCAGCGGCAUCUACGCAUCAUAUGGUUGCUUUUUGUGACGGAAAGAGGACACACUACUCGAUUUGACUUUCCAAGGAUACUGCAGCUUGAUCCUGAUCUACCCGAGUUGGAGGUAGACGAGAAUCCCCCAAUCCUAUUCGCCUUCAUCAGCUUGAGCAAGCUCUUCCAGGGCUUUGCCAACGCAAUGGAUGGCGAUGGAUCACCACAGACGUACGAGUAUUUUGCUUCCAUGCAUGCUCGGUUACGGGGCAUCAGCCAGGCCUCGCCAAACUGCACAGACUUACAGAGAGCCGACUUUCUCUUGACGCAGCAGUGGAUGAGGAUUGUAUUGUGGAAAACGUCCAUGUACUACAUCAAUCUCUUACCCAACUCGACAGAUGAAGGUCUAGGACUCUGUUUCCCGGAUCAUAUUGCGCGAAACGUAGUCAAGAACAUAGACGUAUUUCCCAGAUCCGUGAUUGAAGCACACGGACUCGGAAUGGAAAUGAAGCUAUUUGAGGUGGCAAUGUCCCUAGCUGACAUCCUACUUUGUCUCCCGACGACAUUCGAGGGCAAGCAGCUGAUGAAUGUUGGCCCGCGGGAUGUGUUGAAUCGCCUUUCCGAGUUUCUGACGUAUUUUCGAGGUGGUGGAGACAAUGUCAAGCUCCAGAUUUUGCAUGACAAGAUGCAGGAGAUUUCGAGGAGCAUUGCCCAGCAGCCUCGUCUAUUGGAGGAAGACCAAGAGCCAGAUGCUGAACCGCUCGAAUGGACUCGGCCUUGCGGAAAUGAGUCUUCGAUUGUGUUGUAG